CUCUAGGAAUUACGAAUUACCCCAAGCGCCUACAAGACAUAAGAUGGUCUCAAUUAUCCUCGUGGCAGUCGGGUCCGGUUGUAGUUGAAGUAGUCGUAGAGUUUUUGAAACCUUCUGUCUAAAAUGCAAAUGUAAAAAAGCAGGUCGGAAGAACUACAGUAAACCUGCUGCUGCUUUUUCCGUGCCUCGAUCAUGGCUUUCAAAGUUACUUCACAUGGGCUUGUGUGGUCCUCUGUAUGCCCUGUUUUGCUCUUUCUCCUUCGCAGCCCAUUAACGAUUUACAUUCUAACGCAACCACAUUUUUUCGCAUCCGCCGUCAAAUUAGAUCUCAAGUCUUAUCAUGAUGAUGCCGCGUCCAGCAUACAAAAAAGCAGCGAGGGAGGUCCAGAACAAGGGGUGAACCGUGGGCCCCUUUUCGAAGAACAACAUCAAAGUCUACAGCAGGAACCACGACCGGCGUUGGUGAAAGUAGAAAUCAGGAGUGCGCUUUCCGGGAAUUUGCACGGGAGUUACGUGGUUCCGCUUCGCACGACGGUCGCAGGCUUGGUCAUGCUGGCAUUUCCUAAAGAGGACAAUAACAACUUCUACGCCGUAGAUUUGAUACUUGAUGCAGAAGACAAUAUGCAUCGCCGCCUUUCCGAAUCUCAUCGUAUCGAAUCUCGGCCUCAGAAUCCCGGGGAAGUACAUGUUCCUCUUGCUACUCCACCGCAACUUCCAAGUUCUGCGACCGCACGGACGCUCUUCACGGAGCAAUGGCUCGGCGAUCUCGUAGGGGGGGCGUCGUGCUCCGUCGAGAGGGGUGUCGAGGUCGGGCUAGUGCACGGCACAAAGUCUGAAGAGGAAGCAGCUGAAUGUGAAAUCAAACGGAGCCCGACCGAGCAGAAUGGUGAAGAUUCUCCCCCUGCUGCCAUCUUCCGAACCACCUAUAAUCUGAAGCUGAAGUUUUUGCGCAACUCGUCCGUCGACGCCGUUACCGUAAAGCGUUUUCUUGAGGGGGACUUGUCGCCGCUGAGUCGAAACUCUUGUCUCUGGCGCAACAAAAACGCGAUGCUGCUUCUGCUCGACGGUCUUCGGGGGCAGGGGUUCCGGCAAGCGGAGCUCGCCGGGCAAACACCGAUCAGAGAGCUCAUGGAAAGUGACCCGGCCUUCGAAAGUGCCGUAAGACGACGACUGACCUCCUCCCCCGGAGCUUGACGCGACGGAAAGCUCGAUACGAUCACGAGGACUUGAUGAUGCGGAGCUGGGGGCAAGUCAAGGAUUCGCUCUCGGUUUGAAGAAACUCGUUCUAUUGAUGCUAGCUACCUACGAAAAAGGCCCUGCUGUUGAGUCAAAACAGGGGGAAAAUACUGAGUAAAUUUGUAAGGAUCUGUGGCUGAUGAAAAACGCUAACCGUAAAGCAAACAAGAAAGUCAAAACCCUUAUCAAACCUGCAGUGCACGUUACAUCCGCGUGUCUGGUACAUGUUAUGUCCCUGUCUUUGGAUAAAACGAACGAGAGAUAUACAGGAUUCAGUUCGACAUUUUUUCG
Messenger RNA from Amoebophrya sp. A120, 1527 nucleotides. NCBI's taxonomy places the organism in Eukaryota, Dinophyceae, Syndiniales, Amoebophryaceae. The record is from the annotation of a GenBank genome assembly.